AUGAAUUGUGUUUUGUUUUUUUUUUCUUUCCUAGCAACAACAGUAGUUAUAGAUACCAUAUUUUGGAAACGUUUGUUAUGGCCAGAAGGAGAAGUACUUUGGUACAACACAGUAUUGAAUAAAAGCUCCAACUGGGGAACAUCACCAUUUUUGUGGUACUUCUAUUCAGCCCUGCCUCGUGCUCUGGGUUGCAGCAUUAUAUUCAUACCUUUUGGUGCCAUAGACAAGAGAACUCGUGUAUUACUCCUGCCAACAGUUGGAUUUAUUUUCUUAUACUCAUUCCUUCCCCACAAGGAGCUCCGGUUUAUUAUUUAUACAUUCCCAGUCUUAAAUAUCGUUGUUGCCAGAGGAUGUUCAUACCUGCUGAACAAUUAUGAAAAAUCAAAGUUCUAUAAAAUUGGAUCCCUCUUUGUAGUAGCACACUUACUGGUCAAUUCUAUCUACACUGGAGCAUCCUUGUAUGUUUCUUACUAUAAUUACCCUGGUGGACAAGCGUUUCUCAAGUUACAUGAAAUUGUGCCUUCAACAACAGAUGUUUCAAUCCAUAUUGAUGCAACUGCUGCACAGACUGGAGUUUCUCGGUUUCUGGAGUUCAACUCAAACUGGAGGUAUGAUAAGAGAGAAGACUUAAAACCAGGAGACCAAAGGAUGGCAUUGUAUACACACAUCUUAAUGGAAAUGGAUCCAGUGAAUCUAGAUUAUUACAGAAACACGCACAGAAUUUUGACCAAUGUUUCGUGUUUUAGUGGUCUUCGGUUUGACACAAAAGUGCUACCUCCUGUUCAAAUAGCACUGAAAACAAAGAUAGUGUUGCUGGAAAAAAAAUUAAAUCUGAAUUAUGAUGAUAAUUUUUCAGCAUUAUGAUCUUUUUUUUUUUUUUUUAAUAUUACAAAUUACAAAAACUGCUGUUGGUGACAUUAUUCUAUUUAAAUAAAAAAUAUUUUUUUCCUAAAUGAAA
Protopterus annectens (West African lungfish) is the source of this 958-nucleotide messenger RNA. Its product is annotated as dol-P-Man:Man(7)GlcNAc(2)-PP-Dol alpha-1,6-mannosyltransferase-like. The transcript has 6 exons. The record is from RefSeq and is a predicted model, not a curated record. Gene Ontology annotation, biological process: protein N-linked glycosylation. Gene Ontology annotation, cellular component: endoplasmic reticulum membrane. Lineage: Eukaryota; Metazoa; Chordata; Ceratodontiformes; Protopteridae. Bases 1 to 864 code for a protein of 287 amino acids. Gene Ontology annotation, molecular function: alpha-1,6-mannosyltransferase activity.